Macrosiphum euphorbiae (potato aphid) is the source of this 768-nucleotide messenger RNA. NCBI's taxonomy places the organism in Eukaryota, Metazoa, Arthropoda, Insecta, Hemiptera, Aphididae. The record is from the annotation of a GenBank genome assembly.
AUGAAUAAAACCAAAGUGCAAUUCAAUUAUUCUUGGCUUGAUAGAACUGAUAGUUUAGGUUUCAAGAUAUCAAAAUGGGCAAGCAAAAGUAGUGAUUCAGAAAUAUUUUGUAAAGUAUGUGUGAACACCAUAAAAAUUGAUAAAAAAGGAUUCCAAGCCAUUGUUCAACACGUUUCAACUAAAAUACAUAAAAGUAAUUGUAGUUUAAAACUAGGUAGUAACCAGCUACAUUUGUCUUCUUUGCCAGUCUCGGAAUUUGAAUCAAAUGUGUCAACGAAAACGUUGAUAUUAGAUACUUUUUGUGCUAAAGACCUAUCAACUAAAGCAGAACUAAUUUGGUCAAUGAAAACAGUUCUGUGUAACUAUUCUGCUGCUUCGUGCAAUGAUUUAUUUGAUGUUUUCAAAGCAAUGUUUGGCGAUGGAGUUCCUUCAUGUUUCUCACUUGGUCGUACAAAAUUAUCAUAUAUAAUUACAGAAGCUUUAGGACCAUAUCUCAGAAAUAUACUACUUGAAGAAUGUAACAAAGUUUAUUAUACCCUCAUUUAUGAUGAAACAACAAAUGUUGAAGGAAAAAAAGAACUACAAAUUGCAUUGCGUUAUUGGAGUGAUCAAGAAAAUGAAAUAGUUACUUGUCAUUUAGAAACAUUUUUUAUUCAAUCUGCAACUGGUGAAAAAUUGGAAGAAUAUAUAAUGCAGUCUUUACACAACUCUAAUAUGUCACAUUUGAAAAUGCUCAUGCUUGGAAGUGACGGACCCAAAUGUCAAUAA